This is a messenger RNA of Haliotis rufescens (red abalone), 6476 nucleotides long. Its product is annotated as peptidyl-prolyl cis-trans isomerase G-like. Lineage: Eukaryota; Metazoa; Mollusca; Gastropoda; Lepetellida; Haliotidae. The record is from RefSeq and is a predicted model, not a curated record. The transcript is spliced from 21 exons. Gene Ontology annotation, biological process: protein folding; protein peptidyl-prolyl isomerization. Gene Ontology annotation, cellular component: intracellular membrane-bounded organelle. The coding region runs from base 73 to 4179 and encodes 1368 amino acids. Gene Ontology annotation, molecular function: peptidyl-prolyl cis-trans isomerase activity.
UUAUAGAUUCCGAUGCUCGAUAUGUAUCACAUUUCGCCUAUAGAAAUGUAUACCUAAUACCAUGACUCACUAAUGUCUCCCCUCACCUUGCAAUUACAUCUUCCUUCGUACUUCCGGAAAGACAAGUGCGAAUUUAGGAUGACUGUCGGAGGCAACUACAGGCCACGCUGCUUCCUGGACGUACAGAUAGGAGCACAAGCAGCUGGUAGAGUUGUCAUCGAGCUGUUCUCGGAUGUGUGUCCAAAGACUUGUGAUAACUUCCGGGCACUAUGCACAGGCGAAAAAGGCGUCACUGCCAAGUCGGAGCAUCCCCUCCACUUCAAGAACUCCCCCUUUCAUCGCGUUGUGAAGGACUUCAUGAUCCAAGGAGGAGACUUCACUAAAGGUGAUGGAACAGGGGGAGAGUCCAUUUACGGAGGGGUGUUUCCAGAUGAGAAUUUCAUCUUGAAGCAUGACAAGGAGUUUCUCCUGUCAAUGGCCAAUCGUGGUAAGGACACUAAUGGAUCCCAGUUCUUCAUAACAACAAAAUGUACACCUCACCUCGAUGGGGUCCAUGUGGUGUUUGGCCACGUCAUCAGUGGCCAGGAGGUUGUCAGGCAGGUGGAGAACCAGCCCACUGACGCCAAAUGCCGCCCUCAGAGCGAGGUGAUCAUCACAAACUGUGGGGAGCUCGUCCGUCAGCUCAAAGUCAAAUCAAAAAAGAAAAAGCCAACGUCAGAGUCCGGUGAAUCAAGCUCAGCAGACUCUUCCUCCAGCUCCUCCGAGUCCUCCAGCAGCGAGGAGGAGAAAAGGAAGAAAAAGAAGAAAAAGCAAGAAAAGAAACGAAAGAAGGAGAGCAAAGAGAAGAAGGAACCAGUGGAGGAGACAGAGGAGAAGGACAAAGUGCCCACAGUGUUUGCAGAAAUCAGAUCUGAUGAAAUCCCAGACAUCCCUUUUCAAAAGUUCCUCUUCCGAGGCCAGCAAAAAGAAGAGGAGGAAGAAAAACAGAGUAAAGAGCGUUCUCCCCCUGGCUAUGGCCGACGUGCUCCUCCAGAGCGGAUUCCGUAUCGAGGUGGGCAGGUGAACUACUCCCGGACAGGGAGGAAGAUCAAGGGGCGGGGCAGCGUGAGAUAUCGAUCCCGUAGUCGAUCACGGAGUGAGACACCACCCCACUGGAAGAGAGAGCUAAAUCGACUGAAGCCGCUCAGUGAGGCUGAGAAGGAAGCGGAGAAACGCUGGGUCAAAGGUGACAGGCUGAAUCAGUCGCGUCAAGGUCAGAGGCCCCAGCAGCAGGAAGGGGGACAACUCCAGCCUGCCCCAAGUAACAGGGAACAGUCUGGGAAACAUGACAAGAAGAAGCACAAGAAGGAGAAGAAACACCACAAGAAGCAUAAGAAACAUGGGAAACACAAGAAAAAGAAAGAACGUGGGAAGUCGCCAGGGGCUUCCCCCGAGGUGGAGUCUUCUGCUGACAGUGAAGACGAGAGUGCAGCGGCGGCAGCGGCGACGGGUUCAGACGGAGGGCACAACGGCACCGAGAGGUCACGCCAGGACAAGUCAGAGAGAUCUGAAAGAAGGCAGACCACUGGAGAUAGGUCGAGGGAUCGAAGAGAGGAAUUCGUGAGAGGAACUCAGGUUGGACAUAGGCAGACGGAAAGAAGAAAUGAGUCACUGGAGCGGAGAGAUGAGAGAACAGCCAAUAGACAGGCUGAUCGACCUCCACCUAGAGAUGAACGAUUCUUAAAACAUGGAAGCAGACAGAAUGAUAGGGAGGAACCAAAUCGCCAGGUGAAUGAACGACGUGUUUUUGUAGAACAACGAGGUCGACGUAGGGCAAGGUCGUCUUCCAAGGAUUCUGAUGACAAUGAUGGAGGAAGAGCCAGACGUGCCAAUCCCCCUGCUGCAAGAGAGUCAUCCCGGGAACAGAGAGAGAGCACCAGCAGACGGUCAAGGAAUGACUCGGGGCGAUCUGACACAAGGGAUCCCCGAAAGAGGAGAGACCCCAGUAGUUCUGAAGAAAGACCAGGGACACGGUCAAGGCGGGAAAACAGCCGGCAUGGUGUUCCUGACAGAAGAGGGCAAAAUACGCAAACAUCUCGAUCAAAUCCAAACAUACGAUCAAGAGACAAUCAAGCUCGUGCAAGGAGAUCAUCUUCCUCAGAGUCAGACGAUGACAACAAAAGAAACGGGACUCACAGAAAAUCUCCAGCAGAUCAAGAGCGGGCACGAAGACCAUCAAAACGAGAUAGGUCGUCCUCAGACUCUGGCACCGAGAGAUCACGACAAGAACGGCAGAGGAAAGCAGCAGAGUUGAGAUCUCAACAACAGAGCAGACGCACAUCAGAUUCUUCUGACUCGGAUUCUGACCGACCACGCAGAUCACGAGAAAGGUCACGAGAGCGACGAAGGUCAAGUUCAGCAGAAAGGAAGGCUCGAGAGAAGCGCCAAUUGGAACUGAAGCAGUUUCACAGGUCUCUUCACCCGACGUCUGUCAGUCCACCACCAACGCACUGGAAGCCUGGCCAGAAGUCACUCCUACCAAAGGAAGCUAACUCUGUUGUUGAAACCAGAAGACCUGAACCAACCUCACUGUAUCCUGAAAUCCCACUUCCUGGAGAACCACAUCCACCAGCUGAUAUCCCAAUCAGCAUCCCCCACAAUGCACCAGAUCGGAGACUGGUCAGCAGGAUCCAGUAUGACCUUGAGGGAGGGUCGGAGCACCCAGUGGCGGCAAAUCCUGUCAAGCCUCCCGAAACACAACCUCCACUAAAAAGGUCAAGGUCAUCUAGUUCUUCCUCCAGCAAGUCCUCAAGGUCAGCAAGUAACUCCGAUUCUGAGUCAGAUUCACAAUCAGAUGAAGCCCAAAAGAAAGAGAAAAAGAAGGCAGAGGAGCGGAUCACGUGGCAGCCCCCGCCUGAUCCAGAUGAUGGAGAGAGAGAGGAAGAGUUCCGCUCCACACGGAUGGUGUUCAGAGCAAACAGUGGCCCGGAAUCUGGGGGAACAGGGCCUCGCAUACGCACACCGCCGCUGCCCCCCAUAGGACAAGUUGCCGUGGCAACAUCAGAGCUAGCCAGACAAGAGGGUCGGCAAGUCACAGGUGAUGACAGAACGGCUCUUCGAGGGAAGGAGAAAGAAGCUGACAGGGGAAGAAGUGUCAGUGUUAGAAGCAGAGAGAGGUCAAUUCCCCUGGACAGCGACCAGGAAAAGAAAAGACGGAAGACCAAUAGUAGCAGCUCAAGGUCACGCAGUCCACAAAAACAACCUAAUGAAGAUCAGAAAAGAUCUUCCUUAGACCAAAGAAUAGUGAAACUGGCACCCAAAAUUCUGGAAAGGAGUACUUCACAAGCAGAGAAAGGUCGUGAUCCUCGGAAGAGUUCUAGUUCUUCCACCUCUCCUGCUAGGCGGCGUAGAUCAUCAUCUUCCAGUUCCGGAAAGUCUACUCCUCCCCGCAAGGGGUCCGCUGGUCGGUCACUCAGCCGGAAUGGAGACAAACCAGCUCGACCUGUUAGAAGAGAUCUUUCUCCUCGGAGAAGAUCACCAUCUCGUCCAUCACCAAGACGUCAGUCUCCUCCUAGACCACGUAGAUCUCCACGUAGAUCUCCACGUAGAUCUCCACGUAGAUCUCCUCGUAGAUCACCUCGAAGAUCACCUCGUAGAUCUCCACGUAGAUCUCGUUCCAGAUCUAGAUCAAAAUCAACACAAAGGAGAAAGUCACGAUCACCUAGAAGGAGGUCAAGAUCACUUAGGAGAUGGUCGCCACCAAGAAGAUCACGCUCACCAAGAUUAAGAAGGUCAAGGUCACCGAGACGAUCCAGAUCUCCAAGGAGACGAUCACCUCCUCGUAGAUCAAGGUCAAGAUCACCUAGGUGGUCAUCAAGAAGAUCGCGAUCACCAAGGCGAAGAAGAACACCUCCAAGAAGAUCUAGAUCACCUAGAAGGUCAAGGUCACCAAGGCCCAACAGAAGAUCAAGAUCACCAAGACCUGUGAGGAGAUCAAGGUCAAAGUCAAGAAGUCGUUCAUCAGAUGGUUACAGAAGACGGACCAGCCCAGGAAGACGUAGAAGACGUAGUGACAGCAGAGGUCGGUCUCGAAGUAGGUCAAGGUCACGUAGGCGGAGAAGCAGCAGUAGUAGGAGCAGCAGUGGUAGUUCACGUCGACGUAGCCGAAGACGCUCACGAAGUACAUCCUCAAGUGAUUAAACACUAUUUUGCGAAUAUAUCAAAUGGGAUUAAUGUCAAGUCAACUAAAAUGUUUUAUGCCGAGUGACUUAUUUUAUGAGGUAGACCCCAGAAAAGAAGUGAAGACGCUACAUAUUUUACAGGAGAAUGUAUUGGUAAGAAGCCCAGAGUGUUUUUUGGAACAUAUCAUUUACAUUAAGUGCUUUUUGUAUAUUGCUAUAAAAAAGUUAAGGACCACUUGGUUCUGUCAUAUUAUGAUAGUUAAUCUGUCAUGCCAUAACAGAUUAACUUUAGUCAUAUGAUAGAAUCAGGUGGUCCUCAACCUUUUUAUGUAGUGUAUAUCAACAAAUGAAGCCCAACCUGGUACAUUAACAAGGCGAUACCAAAGUAUUUCAUCAAGAUGGUUAUGAUGUCCAAGAUAGGUACUUAGUCUGUUGUUUACAUCCCAUCAAGUUAUAUCACAAUACUGUGACCAACUGACAGAUACACAAACAGAACUGUGGUGGACACCAAGUUGUGGCAGCACAGCACAAGUUGAUGUCCCACAUUGAUUCUUUGUGUACUCCUAGUGAUCAACUGUUGGUAUGUCAACUGUUGGUAUGUCAACUGUUGGUAUGUCAACUGUUGGUAUGUCAACUGUUGGUAUGUCUAAUCUUGGUAUGUCAACUGUUGGUAUGUCUACUGUUGGUAUGUCAACUGUAGAUAUGUCAACUGUUGGUAUGUCUACUGUUGGUAUGUCUACUCUGGGUAUGUCAACUGUUGGUAUGUCAACUGUUGGUAUGUCUAAUCUUGGUAUGUCAACUGUUGGUAUGUCAACUGUUGGUAUGUCUACUGUUGUUAUGUCAACUGUAGAUAUGUCAACUGUAGGUAUGUCAACUGCUGGUAUGUCUACUCUGGGUGUGUCAACUGUAGGUAUGUAAACUGUUGGUAUGUCAACUGUUGUUAUGUCAACUGUUGGUGUGUCUGCUGUUGCUAUGUCAACCGUUGGUAUGUCUACUGUUGCUAUGUCAACUGUUUGUAUGUCUACUGUUGGUAUGUCAGCUGUUAGUAUGUCUACUGUUGGUGUGUCAAUUGUUGGUAUGUCUACUGUAGGUAUGUCAACUGUUGGUAUGUCUACUGUUGGUAUGUCAACUGUUGGUAUGUCUACUGUAGGUAUGUCAACUGCUGGUAUGUCUACUCUGGGUGUGUCAACUGUAGGUAUGUAAACUGUUGGUAUGUCAACUGUUGUUAUGUCAACUGUUGGUGUGUCUGCUGUUGCUAUGUCAACCGUUGGUAUGUCUACUGUUGCUAUGUCAACUGUUUGUAUGUCUACUGUUGGUAUGUCAGCUGUUAGUAUGUCUACUGUUGGUGUGUCAGCUGUUAGUAUGUCUACUGUUGGUGUGUCAAUUGUUGGUAUGUCUACUGUAGGUAUGUCAACUGUUGGUAUGUCUACUGUUGGUAUGUCAACUGUUGGUAUGUCUACUGUAGGUAUGUCAACUGCUGGUAUGUCUACUCUGGGUGUGUCAACUGUAGGUAUGUAAACUGUUGGUAUGUCAACUGUUGUUAUGUCAACUGUUGGUGUGUCUGCUGUUGCUAUGUCAACCGUUGGUAUGUCUACUGUUGCUAUGUCAACUGUUUGUAUGUCUACUGUUGGUAUGUCAGCUGUUAGUAUGUCUACUGUUGGUGUGUCAGCUGUUAGUAUGUCUACUGUUGGUGUGUCAAUUGUUGGUAUGUCUACUGUAGGUAUGUCAACUGUUGGUAUGUCUACUGUUGGUAUGUCAACUGUUGGUAUGUCUACUGUUGGUAUUUCGACUGUUGGUGUGUCUGCUGUUGCUAUGUCUACUGUUGGUAUGUCAACUGUUGGUAUGUCUACUGUUGGUAUGUCAGCUGUUAGUAUGUCUACUGUAGAUAUGUCAACUGUUGGUAUGUCAACUGUUGGUUAGUCUACUGUUGCUAUGUCAACUGCUGCUAUGUCAACUUUUGGUAUGUCUACUGUUGCUAUGUCAACUGUUGCUAUGUCUACUGUUGGUAUGUCAACUGUUGGUAUGUCAACUUUUGGUAUGUCUACUGUUGCUAUGUCAACUGUUGCUAUGUCUACUGUUGCUAUGUCAACUUUUGGUAUGUCUACUGUUGCUAUGUCAACUGUUGCUAUGUCUACUGUUGGUGGGACCACGGGUGUCCCUGUCGGCUAAGACGUCGCAAUUCGCUGUUCAGAGUUGCGUCCCUUGGGCACGCCAGAAACCUAUGAUUGUGGGUUUGAAUCCCAGUUCGUCCCGAUUAUGUUUCUAGGUUUGUCAGCACCAUACCCUUGCUCGUGGGUUUCACCGAAGUGGUAAAUG